Molecule: messenger RNA, 2923 nt
Organism: Phodopus roborovskii (desert hamster)
Lineage: Eukaryota; Metazoa; Chordata; Mammalia; Rodentia; Cricetidae
Gene: Plxdc1
Product: plexin domain containing 1
Exons: 14
Coding region: 15-1823 (602 amino acids)
Source: RefSeq, a predicted model, not a curated record
AGUGGCAGGAGCCAAUGGCCCAAGUAGGGGCGCUUCCUGGGGUCCUCCACCGCGGCCUUUUUCCUGAUCUUCCGCGCCAGCCGCGUUCUCUCGGUGACCAGAGGCGUCUCGGGUCCGGUGGGGCGCGGCGCGGAGCUCCGGGAGGCGGGGACCCCGGCGUCGCGCCCCGCCCUCCAGAUCCUCCCGCCCGCGCUCCCCGAGGCCACAAAGCCGCGCUUUGCUUGUCGUGCCCGCUCGGCUCCCGCUCCCCACUCGCCCAGCCCGGGGCAGCUCCCUCUCCAGCCGCUGCCGCGGGGAUCCUGAGGAGGUCCGUGCCCACCAUGCAGGCUCAGCUCUGGCUGCUGCAGCUGUUGCUGCUCCGCGGGGUCGUGCGCGCGCUUAGUCCCGCAACACCCGCAGGUCAUGAUGAAGGCCAGGGCUCUGAAUGGACUGCCAAGAGGACCAGGCAAGGCUGGAGUCGGAGAGCCCGAGAGAGCCCUGGGCAGGGGUUGAAGCCAGGCAGGACCCAGCUAAGCCAGGACCUGGGUGGGGCCUCGCUGGCCAUUGACACACUACCGGACAACAGGACCAGGGUGGUGGAGGACAACCACAACUACUAUGUGUCCCGAGUCUAUGGCCCUGGUGAGCGUCGCAGCCGGGAUCUGUGGGUGGACAUGGCCAUGGCCAACCGGAGCCACGUGAAGGUCCACAGGAUCCUCUCAAGUUCUCACCGACAGGCUUCAAGAGUGGUCUUGUCCUUUGAUUUCCCUUUCUACGGGCAUCCUCUGCGACAGAUCACCAUAGCAACUGGAGGCUUCAUCUUUGUGGGUGACGUGCUCCACCGGAUGCUCACAGCUACUCAGUAUGUAGCACCCCUGAUGGCCAACUUCAACCCUGGCUACUCUGACAACUCCACAGUUGCUUACUUUGACAAUGGGACAGUCUUUGUGGUUCAGUGGGACCAUGUUUACCUCCAGGGCCGGGAAGACAGGGGCAGCUUCACAUUCCAGGCAGCCCUUCACCAAGAUGGCCGCAUUGUCUUCGGCUACAAAGAGAUCCCUAUGGCUGUUCUGGAAAUCAGCUCUGCCCAGCACCCUGUCAAGGCUGGCCUGUCGGAUGCCUUCAUGAUCCUCAAUUCAUCCCCAGAGGUGCCAGAGUCUCGGAGAAGGACCAUUUUCGAGUACCACCGUGUGGAACUGGACUCCAGCAAGAUCACCAACACAUCGGCUGUGGAGUUCACCCCAUUACCAACUUGCCUCCAGCAUCGGAGCUGCGACACCUGCAUGUCCUCAAACCUGACCUUCAACUGCAGCUGGUGCCAUGUCCUGCAGAGAUGUUCCAGUGGCUUUGACCGCUACCGCCAGGAGUGGUUGGCCUAUGGCUGUGCCCAGGAGGCGGGGGGCAGGAUGUGUGAGGACUUCCAGGAUGAGGGCCACUACUCAGCCUCCCCUGACAGCUCCUUCGGCCCCUUUGAUGGGGACCGCACCACCUCUUCCUCCUUCUUCAUCGACAGUCUCACUACAGAAGAUGACACCAAAUUGAAUCCCUACGCAGGAGGAGAUGGACUUCAAGACAACUUGUCCCCAAAGACCAAGGGUCCUCCUGUCCACCUGGGCACCAUCGUGGGCAUCGUGCUGGCUGUGCUCCUGGUAGCAGCCAUCAUCCUGGCUGGGAUUUACAUCAGUGGCCACCCUAACUCCAAUGCUGCACUCUUCUUCAUCGAGCGGAGACCUCACCACUGGCCAGCCAUGAAGUUCCGCAACCACCCUAGCCACUCCACCUACACAGAGGUCGAGCCCUCAGGCCACGAGAAGGAGGGCUUCAUGGAGGCCGAUCAGUGCUGAGAGCACCAGGCCAAUGACCUGGGGGGCAGCAUGAAAGUAAGCCACAGCAACGAGAAGUGAUUUUUCCUGCCCUCCUCCGAGCUGGCCGUGCAUGGGCCAAGAAGACAACAGCUUAUGUGGCCAAAGGCAUAGUUUGGCCCUCACACCCCAGAUAAAAGGGGUAUGGUAACACAAUCAUGAGGGUUUCUUAAAGGAACACUAACCUCAGAGUUCCCUGUUCCGACGGAAGGAGGCUCCUUUUUGGGAUCUCUCGAUGGUCUGCACUGUAGCUAUUGAAGAGCCCCUCCCCACUGGAGACAGCCUGGUCACUGAAGCUCCAGCUGGGGCUACUACAUUCUAGGGUCAAUAGACUCAAGGGCUGGUCUUCCCAGCUAUGGAGUCAGUGCACUUGGCUCCAAACUCUGUGGCUCCUGAAGAAGGGGUCCCCUCCAUCCCUUGAGACAAACCAAAGGAGAGGAGAGAAAAAGAGCCUUGGGGAACUUGUGUUUCCUGGCCUUGGUCCUUUGCGCCAUUUCUGCAGAGAUCCUGGGCUGACACGGGAACGCUGAACCAGGCUGCCCGGCCCUGCCUCUCAGUCUCCACCUUGCAAGCCGGUCUUGCAUGACUGCCAGUAAGGAGUGGGCCGCUUACUCUACCAUGUGUCUGGUGGCCGCUUUACUUGCUGGCCUGUUCUGUUGUCCAUGCCAGUCGUUGCCUUCAAAGAGAGGAACAACUUGCUGGCUCAUAUUUCUCCUUGGUUGACCUGGGUGGGGGCUUUUGUAACCGUUACAAAACAAACAGGUGGUUAGAGGUUUCCUUGAGACACCUCUGCCUCGGCAGCAGGGGGCUCCCUUUGGAUGGUGUUGAAGCACAGCUACCAUGAAUAUAGGGCAGAGAAACUUGGCAUGGGAGGGAGGGACCUUGACCUGGAGAUUGGCCUCCAUCUUUUUGGCUCUACAAAUAGCUUUGUGGGCAGGGAGCUGCUGCUCCCCUACUUAGCCUGGUUUUAAGGGACUUCUGUCCCUGUGAUGGGCAGGACUGCAUCCGAAGAACAAAGACAAUCUAGAGCUCACCCCCCUCCAAAUAAGUACCAUCAGCAAAUAAAUAUGUCACAGCCCCCA